UUGGAGUGGUGCCUUUACUACAUCUUUAUUGCAUGUGUCACAGGUACUGCAUAACUACAUGAAUUCCUGUGAAUCAGAAUUAUAGCACACAGUGAUAGCAGGAAAGAUAUUGCAGACUCGCAAAGCCUCUGAAAAACCUUAAUAUGUAACAGUGACAAAUUCUUUUUAUUUGUUUUUUUUAUCUUUGGGGUUGUAUUUCUGUAUCCAUAAUGUUUGGCAUUCAAGUCAGGAUUUUGCCAGUUAUUUGAGAUGAGUGGUCCUAUUUGUAGCUAUAUGCCAGAGGUAUGAGACGGGCACAACGAUUGGCUGAGGGUAUUCCCUUUGCGCGUUUUUGAUACGGCCACGCCUAUUUGUUGUCGUAUGCAAGACACAUGAAUCGGACAAAGGGAUUGGCUCAGAUUCUUCUCCUGUUAUUUUUUAGAAACGAUUAUUCCUAUUUGUAGCUGUUGUGCAAGAUUUGCGAGUCGGACGCAGCGAUUGGCGGAGGUUCUUCCCCUCUGCUUUUUUUUUUUUGUAUGUAUCCCUGAGAGUAAAUGGCUCCUCCUGCUAGAGAGAGACGGAGCUGAAGGAGCGGAGAACAGGAGGGGAGCGCUAAGAAAAACAUAAAUAACAGCCAUUUGAAAUCACCCAGUGUCGCUCGAUGACGGCUGUUUUACUAUAGGAUGCCAGUGGGAUUUUGAUUUAGCUUCGGAUGUUGCAGCUUGGUCUAAAUUAGAGGGAAGGGUUCGAGUUUUUCUUCUAGAUAAUAAACUCCCCAAAUGAACUCCGUCAGAGCCACCAACAGAAGACCCAGGCGAGUGUCGAGGCCGCGCCCGGCGCAGCCGGAAAGAAACAACCAGGAAAGAGAUGAGGAUGUUCCUGCAGAUAUGGUUGCUGAAGAAUCUGGACCAGGAGCACAGAACAGCCCGUAUCAACUCCGCAGAAAGUCUCUGUUACCCAAGAGAACCGCGUGUCCAACUAAAACCAGUAUGGAGGGUGCCUCCACAUCUAGCACGGAAAACUUUGGACACCGUGCCAAACGUGCCAGAGUAUCGGGGAAGUCCCAAGACUUGCCAGCUGCUCCGGCUGAACAGUACCUUCAGGAGAAGCUGCCCGAUGAGGUUGUUCUGAAGAUCUUCUCCUACCUUCUGGAGCAGGACCUCUGUCGUUCUGCCUGCGUGUGCAAGCGCUUCAGUGAGCUUGCCAAUGACCCCAUCCUCUGGAAGAGGCUAUACAUGGAGGUGUUUGAGUACACACGCCCAAUGAUGCACCCUGAGCCUGGCAAGUUUUACCAGAUCAACCCAGAGGAAUAUGAGCAGCCAAAUCCAUGGAAGGAAAGCUUCCAACAGCUGUACAAAGGAGCACACGUUAAGCCUGGCUUUGCCGAACACUUCUACAGUAAUCCUGCCAGAUAUAAAGGAAGAGAAAACAUGCUGUACUAUGAUACCAUUGAAGAUGCUCUAAGUGGGGUUCAGGAAGCCCACUUUGAUGGCCUCAUUUUUGUCCACACUGCGCACAUCUACACAGACGAGUGGAUCUACAUAGAGUCCCCAAUCACGAUGAUUGGUGCAGCACCAGGGAAAGUUGCAGACAAAGUGAUCAUUGAGAACACCAGAGAUUCCACGUUUGUUUUCAUGGAGGGAUCUGAGGAUGCCUAUGUGGGUUACAUGACAAUAAGGUUCAACCCUGAUGAUAAAUCAGCGCAGCACCACAAUGCUCAUCACUGUCUGGAGAUCACAGUCAAUUGCAGUCCCAUCAUUGAUCACUGUAUCAUACGCAGCACAUGUACAGUGGGCUCUGCAGUCUGUGUUAGUGGUCAGGGAGCCUGUCCGACCAUCAAACAUUGCAACAUCAGCGAUUGUGAAAAUGUGGGCUUGUACAUCACAGAUCACGCACAGGGCAUAUAUGAAGACAAUGAAAUCUCAAACAAUGCGUUGGCUGGGAUCUGGGUGAAAAACCAUGGCAACCCAAUCAUCAGACGGAACCACAUCCACCAUGGCAGGGAUGUGGGUGUGUUCACCUUUGACCAUGGCAUGGGCUACUUUGAAAGCUGCAAUAUCCACAGGAACCGGAUAGCAGGCUUUGAGGUGAAAGCAUAUGCCAACCCCACAGUUGUGCGUUGUGAGAUCCACCACGGCCAGACGGGGGGCAUCUACGUGCAUGAGAAAGGCCGUGGGCAAUUCAUAGAGAAUAAAAUAUACGCAAACAACUUUGCUGGUGUGUGGAUCACAUCCAACAGUGACCCCACAAUCAGGGGUAAUGCCAUCUUCAAUGGUAAUCAAGGUGGCGUGUACAUAUUUGGCGACGGGCGAGGCCUGAUAGAAAGCAACGACAUAUAUGGCAAUGCUUUAGCAGGGAUCCAGAUCCGAACAAACAGCUGCCCAAUUGUCCGCCACAACAAGAUCCACGAUGGGCAACACGGGGGCAUUUAUGUGCACGAAAAGGGGCAAGGGGUGAUUGAGGAGAAUGAGGUAUACAGCAACACCCUUGCAGGGGUGUGGGUGACGACAGGAAGCACGCCGGUACUGCGGAGGAACCGCAUCCACAGUGGCAAGCAGGUGGGAGUUUAUUUCUAUGACAACGGUCAUGGAGUACUGGAGGACAAUGACAUCUACAACCACAUGUACUCCGGGGUCCAGAUCCGAACUGGUAGUAACCCUAAGAUUAGAAGGAACAAGAUCUGGGGCGGCCAAAAUGGUGGCAUCCUGGUCUAUAACUCUGGCUUGGGCUUCAUUGAGGAUAAUGAAAUCUUUGACAAUGCCAUGGCAGGCGUGUGGAUAAAAACGGACAGCAACCCCACACUCCGGAGAAACAAAAUCCAUGAUGGCCGGGACGGUGGAAUCUGCAUAUUCAAUGGGGGUCGAGGGGUGUUGGAAGAGAACGAUAUCUUCCGGAAUGCCCAGGCAGGUGUCCUCAUUAGCACCAACAGCCACCCUAUCCUGCGCAAGAACAGAAUAUUCGAUGGAUUUGCAGCAGGCAUAGAGAUAACGAAUCACGCCACAGCAACUCUAGAAGGCAAUCAGAUUUUCAACAACCGCUUUGGAGGAUUGUUUCUAGCAUCUGGAGUCAAUGUUACAAUGAAAGAUAACAAAAUACUGAACAAUCAAGAUGCCAUUGAAAAAGCAGUGAGCAGAGGUCAGUGCCUCUACAAGAUUUCAAGUUACACCAGCUAUCCGAUGCACGAUUUUUACAGGUGUCAUACAUGUAACACAACAGACCGCAAUGCCAUCUGUGUCAACUGCAUCAAGAAGUGCCACCAAGGGCACGAUGUGGAGUUUAUACGGCAUGAUAGGUUUUUCUGUGACUGUGGUGCUGGGACCCUGUCGAACCCUUGCACGCUGGCAGGAGAGCCGACACAUGACACAGACACUCUGUAUGACUCGGCCCCCCCUAUAGAGUCCAACACACUCCAGCACAACUAAACUGGGAUGCCACCCAACCCCACAAGGAAUUGAGGUUCUGCCAUCCUAAACCCAGAGACUCCAGCUGUAAGAUAAAAUGGAAGUGGAGAGGGGAAAAAAAUUUUAAAAAUUGUUUAACUUAAAGGAAUCUUGGACAACUUGCGUUGCCACAGCUUUGAAUGGAAAUACUGAUCUAUUUAAAACACUGCUCAGCUGUCUGUGGACAUGGUGCUUUUGUUUUCUUCUUGCAACAUUUGGACAAAGAAGAUGGAAUAAUGUGACUGAAGAGGCACACGCUGAAGAAUAGUUAGCAUGUUGACUCAGGAUUCUGGGAAAAGGAAGCGUGUCCUAUUGUGGGAGCAGGGCUGCAUGAGACUGCCUGUAAGCCCUACGAGGGACCUGGAAUGGAGAAGAGUCAGAGUGCAGGCUUUUUUUUUUUUUUUUCCUUUAUGCAAGUGGAGCCAUAGCCCUCCUCCUAACAGCUGUUCCUGCACCAGACGCAGAGCUGCACCCAGACUGCUGCCCUAGGACCUGUUCAUGGGCAAAUGUUGCGGUGGUAUAUAUAUGUAUGGUAAAAUGUGACCUAGCACUUCGCUUUUUUUUUUAUUUUUAAAAACAUUGAGAUGUUUGAUUUUAAUGCUUUCUCAUGUAGUUUUGUAUUUCAAGCAAAAAUAUUACUGUACUUGAAUGUCCAUUAUAUUUUCUUUGAGUAGCGCAUACCCUUACAUUUGCUGUAAUUAUACUCAUGUCCCAGUAUCUAAGUUCUUUCUGUGAAAGAGGAUAAAGUUUAAAACAUAACACUAAUUUCUUCCAGCAAUGUUACUGACUUUAACUGUCAUGAUGGCUGUUUUGCAGGAGCCUGGUUUCUGUAACAUUUGGUGUCAACAGGAACACCUUGCAAAGACUCCUAAAUCUGUGUGGAGGGAAAACUAAAGCCAGUCUUGAGAACUAUCCUAUGGUUUAAAAGUAAAGGCAAUGGGGGUUUUUUCAAGUGUAAAUACAUUGCUGGAGAUGGAGCUUCUUGCUAUAUUGAAGCUAAGACAAGUACCUAUACAGCUGUAUACAGUUUC
Scleropages formosus (Asian bonytongue) is the source of this 4450-nucleotide messenger RNA. It is a transcript of the gene fbxo11b, whose product is annotated as F-box protein 11b. Gene Ontology annotation, molecular function: zinc ion binding; protein binding. The transcript has 22 exons. Gene Ontology annotation, biological process: regulation of apoptotic process; ubiquitin-dependent protein catabolic process. The record is from RefSeq and is a predicted model, not a curated record. The coding region runs from base 759 to 3401 and encodes 880 amino acids. NCBI's taxonomy places the organism in Eukaryota, Metazoa, Chordata, Actinopteri, Osteoglossiformes, Osteoglossidae.